Colletotrichum acutatum is the source of this 577-nucleotide messenger RNA. RefSeq lists its product as uncharacterized. The coding region runs from base 95 to 445 and encodes 116 amino acids. The transcript has a single exon. The record is from RefSeq and is a predicted model, not a curated record. NCBI's taxonomy places the organism in Eukaryota, Fungi, Ascomycota, Sordariomycetes, Glomerellales, Glomerellaceae.
UGAAGCGAGGGCAGUUUCCCAGACAUCCUGAGGGCAAGUCCGCCGACUUUCUCUCUCUUUCUGCACUGUCAUUUUACCACUUCGAGCCUACAAUAUGCUAAUGCAACUUAGUCUAGACUGUCCAUCACCUCAAUCGCGUCGCCCGAGACGACAGUCGACCUCCUCUUCCCCGUGGGCAAAUGAUUGGCCCACAGUCGUUUUACCUCAUGAACAUGUUCUCUCUUUCCAUGUCCAACCUCCACCUCCCCGGCACUUUUGGCGAGCUAAUCAACGACACGGCAGAAUAAGCAAGAGACGCCAGCGCCAGUGGGGAAGAAGCGCACCUCACACGGCAGCAGCUCGACGACAACACAUCCCGUUGCACCCGCUAUCCCCGCACAUCCUGCAGCGAUCCUGCCCCCAGAAACCUGCAAUACUCCGUACCAAAUAUGAUGUCCUUUCCUGAAAGCCCGCCUUGAGAGGGGAGAGAAGGUGUGGGCUUUGUUUGCCGGGCAACGACACGGGUUCUGAAGCUCUUUGAAAUACCAUAGGCGACAUGACCCAGACACCGAACUUCCAUUCUGCAUCACACUCCAAA